AUGGACUCUCUCAACCAACCGAUCGUCAUCGACCAAGGCUCAGGUACUCUCAAAGCCGGCUUCGCAGGCUCAGACCACCCAUCGACCUAUUUUCCCUCUUAUGUCGGACGACCGAAACAUACGAGGGUUAUGGCGGGCGCGGUGGAGGGAGAUACGUUUGUUGGAAGGAAGGCGCAGGAGUUGAGGGGUUUGUUGCGGAUCAACUAUCCGAUGGAGCACGGCAUCGUGACGGACUGGGAUGACAUGGAGCGGAUAUGGUCGCACGUCUACACCGAAGAACUGCGAACACUGUCAGAAGAGCACCCCGUCCUUCUCACCGAAGCGCCUCUCAACCCCAACUCGAACCGAGAACAAGCAGCUCAGAUCUUUUUCGAGACGUUCAACGUUCCGGCGAUGUACAUGUCGGUGCAGGCGAUCCUCGCGCUGUACGCCUCGGGACGAACGACGGGUAUUGUGCUCGAUUCGGGAGACGGUGUGACGCAUGCUGUGCCAGUCUUUGAGGGUUUUGCGAUUCAGCAUGCGAUCCGACGAGUCGAUGUUGCGGGACGAGACGUGACGGACCACCUGCAGUUGCUGCUGCGAAAAGCGGGCUACCAUCUGCACACCUCGGCAGAGAAGGAGGUCGUGCGGAUGAUCAAGGAGAAGACUUGCUACGUCGCGCUGUCGCCGGCGAAGGAGGAGAAGGAGGCGCAAGCAGGCGGCAAGAGCGAGGACUUCCGGUUACCAGACGGCAAUGUCAUCCGACUCGGUCCCGAACGGCAUCGCGCGCCAGAAGUGCUCUUCAACCCCGAGAUUGUCGGCCUCGAGUACGCGGGCGUACACCAGGUCGUCGUCGACUCUAUCAACCGCGCGGACCUCGACUUGCGGAAAAGCUUGUUCGGCAACGUCGUGCUUAGUGGUGGAGGAACGCUGGUCAAGGGAUUUGGUGACCGCCUGCUGCACGAGGUGAAGAAGCUCGCCCUGCGAGACACGAAGAUCCGGAUCAGCGCGCCGCCCGAACGCAAGUACAGCACCUGGAUCGGCGGAAGUAUCCUCGCAGGUCUUAGCACGUUCAAGCGGAUGUGGGUGUCGGCAGAGGAGUAUCAAGAAGAUCCCGACAUCAUCUUCAAGAAGUUCGCCUGA
Messenger RNA from Rhodotorula toruloides NP11, 1122 nucleotides. Its product is annotated as actin ii (centractin-like protein). The transcript is spliced from 10 exons. Lineage: Eukaryota; Fungi; Basidiomycota; Microbotryomycetes; Sporidiobolales; Sporidiobolaceae. The record is from RefSeq and is a predicted model, not a curated record. Bases 1 to 1122 code for a protein of 373 amino acids.